GAAAUUUACCUCAAGCAUACGCUGUCAGCUGUUGUGCAGUGUUGACUAACGGAACAAUCCAAAGUGAAAAGUCACAUAGUUAAGUAAAAUAAGUACAAAAUAAAAUUGUUGUUUCUAGCGACACUAUGUCCUUUAGAUAAUACAUCAAACAAGACUGCUCCGCUAUUGGAGUCACAUUUGUGUAUGUUUGUGAUUGUGAAUGAAUAUUGUGUCUGUACAUUUUAUGCAAUUCGCUUAAAAUCAGUCGAAGUGUGAGGUUGCCUGCGUGCCAUUUUCAUAGCCCAAGCCCCGAACACUUACAACCAAGCAAGAUUAGUGCACUAGCCUCAGCGCGAUGACGUCCACUAGCAAUCUGGUAGAUGUUGUUCGCCACUACCAACGGAGCAUUGAACGCCAUGCCGAGGAUGAAACACGCCUGUUGCACUGCAUCACAAAGCUGUUUAACCUGCCCAUCACAUUCGAGCAUCUACAGGAAACGGGCAUUGGCAAAACGGUCAAUGCGCUGCGGAAGAUUAACGGAGAGGUCGGCGUUGCUGCGAAAACACUAGUCACAAAAUGGAAGGCUAUGGUUGCUGCUGAAGAGGAGCCCGCUGUACAUACACACAGCAAUGAAGAGGAGUCGAACAGAUCGAAUGGCCAACGAUCCAGCGAAGAGGAUCAAGAUCAGGAGAACAAAGGCAGCAACUCCUCGGGUGGUGAAGAAGCCCGACAUAGGCACAAGUCCAAACGCGAGGAACGUUCCAGGCAUAGUGAGCAUAAGAACAAAUCAAGUAGCAGUAGCCACAGUAAAAGUCACUCAAAAAGCCGAUCGGACAGCGACAAGAAACACAAAAGCAGCAGCCACGACAAGUCCAAGCCGAAGGACAGCAGCAGCGACAGACACCAGAAAGAGCCGAAAAUCAGUAGCAGCAACGGCGGCGAGCAUCGCAAAUCCAAGGAAUCACUGACGAAGUCCAGCAACAACCACCAUAAGAGCAGCACCGAGAGUAAUCAUCAUAGCAGUGGCAGCCACAACAACGUCAGCAGCGGCAGCAGUAGCAGUAAGCAUCACCGACAUCAAAGCAGCCACAAAAGCGAGCACAGCAAAUCCAAAAAUGAUAAAAGCAAUGAGAGCAAGUCGCAAAGCAGUGAGCAAAAAGUUUCCAAAGAGAAAUCGGAAAAGCACAAAUCUUCCUCAACGUCAACCAAGUCAUCUAAACGAUCUCGCAGUCCACCGCGGACACAAGAAGAUGAUGCACCCAAAGCUAAAAUAUCUAAAACAAAGCCGAUGGCGGAUGCAGCUGAGCCCAAGGAAACCGCUAAUGAGUUUGACUCUAGCAUGGGCGCCAACUUUGACGACGUACUUGGUAUGCUCAAUAUGCCAAUGAGUGGCAAGAAGGUGGCUGGAAAGGUCAAAUCUCCCCAAAAACCAAAAACCUCAUCGACAGCAACUUCGUCUACUUCAAUUAAAAAACCAACAACGGCAACAACAACAUCAACAGCAACAGCAACAACUUCCACCAACAACAGGAUGUCUAGUACAAAGAAACCUGAGCUGUUGGCACCCACGGCAAAGCUGGAGCCUCUCGAUCCCAGUAUAGCGUUGGAAUUGCCUACAAUAUCUAAUAAUUAUAAACCCAUGCCACUGAAUCAAACCGUCAUGGAUUGUGUCUUCAAUCAAGGUCUGGGAAGCUCCGCCCCCAGGCAACCUCGCAAUUUCAAUGAGUCUGAAGCGCUAGCAGCUGGAAUAUCAUCCAAGACAAUGCGCACCAAGAUCUACUCAGGUGUUAGAACUGGACAGAUACUGCAGGUGCCGUCGCUCUUUGAUCUUUGCACGCGUGUGCUUCAAAAGAACAUUGACGCUUUGGAAUACACAGGCGGUGUGCCCUUCGAUGUGUUGCGGCCAGUUCUGGAACGCGCCACACCACAACAACUGUUGAACGUUGAAGAAUACAAUCCUUAUCUGAUGGAAGACAGCGAUGUCCUAUGGCAGCAGCAUGUGCAGCGGCAUUGUCGUAGCCAGCGCAGGGAGGAAAUGGAAACAUGGCGUGAAAUGUUUUUGCGCUGUGAGGAGGAAAAGGAGCGCAAGCUGAGCACAAUUGCCGAGAGUAUAAAAGCAUCACAGAAAAUCAGUGAGGCGCCGGUGCGCAAGACCCAAUUGGCAUUUGUUGACUCAAUGGUGAAGCCGCCGCGCAAUGUACAGCGCAAGCAGGAACAAUAUGGCACUAAAGGCAAGCUCAUAGCCACCCCAGCGGCUCGUGUGGCCGCUUUGUCCAGUGUCACGCCCAACGCGGCAAAGGUGGGCGAUGCAAGACUUCGUGUGAUUGGCUCAGGGCGUGACGCAGCGCAAGUCUCUGCUCCAGUGCGUAACAAGAAGGCGCCGCUGAUGGCAAAGGCAUUGCAAUUGAUACGCGGACGUCGAGGACGCUAAUGUAAGCCAGCGAACAGCGGAUUCAAGCUAUACUCAUUUGUUAUGAAUAACAUCCAACAUUGAUUAUCGAUUAGAUCACAGUUGGGUCUACUCACAUUAUAUUCCACAAAUUGUAGAGUUAUUGGCCUGUUCUUAGGUUCGACUGUGAGAAAAACUAUGCGCACUACAUGCCAAUUCAUUUACUCAUGUUGUACGCUUUUAUUUAUAUAAAUAUAUAUUCACAUAUAUAUAAAUAGCUUUAGUUUUUAAAGUCGAAUAGUUUAGAGUUUUGUUAUAUUAAUGCAUAUAUAUCAUCCCAAUUACUGCUCAUUC
Messenger RNA from Drosophila arizonae, 2722 nucleotides. RefSeq names its product transcription elongation factor elongin A (gene EloA). Lineage: Eukaryota; Metazoa; Arthropoda; Insecta; Diptera; Drosophilidae. Gene Ontology annotation, biological process: transcription elongation by RNA polymerase II. Gene Ontology annotation, cellular component: elongin complex; nucleus. The record is from RefSeq and is a predicted model, not a curated record.